Pterocles gutturalis (yellow-throated sandgrouse) is the source of this 2903-nucleotide messenger RNA. RefSeq names its product sentrin-specific protease 6-like. The record is from RefSeq and is a predicted model, not a curated record. Gene Ontology annotation, biological process: regulation of kinetochore assembly; protein desumoylation; regulation of spindle assembly. Lineage: Eukaryota; Metazoa; Chordata; Aves; Pterocliformes; Pteroclidae. Gene Ontology annotation, molecular function: SUMO-specific endopeptidase activity. Gene Ontology annotation, cellular component: nucleus; cytoplasm.
UCAGCUUUGGAUAGGUCACAGUCCAAGCGAGAUGGAGGUUUUAAAAAUAAUUGGAGCUUUGAUCAUGCAGAAGAAAGUGAAGGAGAUACAGAGAAAGAUGAGGCAAACCUGUUCAGCGUAGAAGACAGGGAUGGACCUUUCAGUGCCCAUGAAGAAAGAAAGUUACUUCGUUGUCGUCCUGGAGCUGUUGGCACCAGUGGUGAUUCCAUAAAAACACACGCAAGGCGAGGCAAAGCUGGAAGCUUGAGGCUUUUCAAAGGGAACUCAAUUGGCCUCAACAUGAUGGGAAAUAGCAAGAAACUGAGUGAAAAUGCUCAGAAUAUGUCUUGUCCUGUGACCGUGGUACAUGGUAGACGUUUUCACCAUGCGCACGCACAGACAGCAGUAGUAAAAACCGCAGCCCAAAGCAAUCUGGACCGAAAGGAAAGAAAAGAAUACCCCCCUCAGCUUCAGAAAGUAGAAGCAGACCAGACUAGGUUACCACGGUCUCAGGGAGUGGACAGUAUAAUGGAAAACACGGAAGAGUCAGAAUCAGAAUCGGAAAUUGAAAUUAAGAGAAAGGUGCAACAGAAACGUCACUGCAAUUCAUAUCAAUCUGACUUGACUCUAUCUUCUGCUACAAAAAAAUGCUUGUCUCAGUUAAAGCUUUUGGAACAAAUUGAUUAUUCUACUGAUUGCCCAAACUGUGGGAGGGCAAAUGAAAAUCAGACCAAAUGCCGACAUUGUGACAGUGCUUCUCUGAAGGAUUUGCAAAGAGUCUCCAGACAAACUGUGACAUUAAGUGAAUCGGUGGGACCUUUAUCACGUUCUUCAAUACAUCAGAAUUCAACAGGGCAAAAAUCCACAGGUACAGGGUUCAACACAAAGAAGUUUUAUAGUUCUGCUGUUGGGAAAAGUCCGACGGAUAUUCUGCUGAGUAAUGAAGUUGUAGGACAUUCUGUGUUACGACAGAAUGGAAAAGUUGGUCUUAUAACUGGGACAAAAAAUCCUAAAAUUACAGGAAGCUUAAGACAGAGGAGUGCAAGACCAUCUGAACUAAAUGAUCCAAUUGUUUUGUCUAGUGAUGAUGAUGAGGAGGAGGAUAGUGGCAGCACUAGGAGAAUGGAAAGCAUUUCACCUCGUCCUGCAGAUUCAGCCCGCUCCUCCCCAGCUCCUUCUACAGGAAAGGUGGAAGCAGCAUUAAAGGAAAACAGUUGUGGAAUAGAACAGAGAAUAGGUAGUAUAACAACAGAUACAGAAAUUGCAGUCACACUACCAAGAAAAGCAAGAAUGAAAGAUCAGUUUGGGAACGUUGUGGCUAGCACUCCGGUAAAACGUCGUAAAGUUAUUUCUCAAGAGAUUGUAACUGAGGCUGUACCUCUAAAUUAUCAAAAUUCCUGUGAAAGUGUCAUUCUGAACUGUCGAAGUAUACGAAUAGGAACGCUACGAAGAAUGGUAGUGGAACCUGUGAUUUUUUGCCUGGAUUAUAUCAAAAUACGCCUAGAAAGUCAAGAAGAAUCAGAAAGCGAUAUCCAAGAGAUUAACCUGAAAACUUCAGAACUUACCAAAUGUGAAUGGUGUAGCGUCCGAAAAUUACCAGUAGUUUUCCUACAAACAGUACCAUCGACCUGUAGCAGCCUGAGAGAGCAGCUGAAAAUGAGUAAAGAUAACGUCUGGUACGAAUGUAGAGGAGACAGUCAAGAAGAACAGUACAUCAUUCUGAUUUUUGAAACUGGCCUUGAUCCUCAUGCAAACUCAAUAUUUGAAAAAAUAAUUACUGACAUUGGUAUUAGAAAUAAUAUUUCUGACUUCUUUGUGAAAAUUUCAUUUGAAGAAGCCAAUGGCAGGCUUGUUGCGUUUACUAAGUGCUUGGAAGACAAUUCCAAAGGAAGCCCAUCUCACAGAGAAAAAAUUAAAAAUGUUGCUUCUGAGACCAAAAUGCAGCCGCGAAAUAAACAGUUACCAUAUUUUGAUGAUGAUGAAGAAAUCGGAGAACCACAUACAGUAUUUAUAGGUCCUAUAGAAAAAUUGAUAGUUUACCCACCUCCUCCAGCUAAAGGUGGUAUUUCUGUGACCAAUGAAGACCUCCAUUGUCUAAAUGAAGGAGAAUUUUUAAACGAUGUUAUUAUUGAUUUUUAUUUAAAGUAUUUGGUACUUGAAAAACUGAAAAAAGAAGAUGCUGAUAGAAUACAUGUGUUCAGUUCAUUCUUCUAUAAACGCCUUAAUCAAAGAGAAAGAAGAAAUAUUUAUGAAACUUCAAACCUUUCAAUACAACAAAAAAGACAUGGACGAGUGAAAACGUGGACAAGGCAUGUUGACAUUUUUGAAAAAGAUUUCAUUUUUGUUCCCCUUAAUGAAGCUGCCCACUGGUUUUUGGCUGUCAUCUGUUUUCCUGGUUUAGAAAAACCAAACAUGAACCAAAUCCCCACUAUCAUGAAAACGCCGCAACACAGAUAAAAUCCUCCUCUUCAGAUGGAGAGAGUAACACACCAUCUCCUUUGCCAAAUGAACUAGAUGCACAGAACUCGCCUUCCAAGUCCACAGCAAAGAAGAUGUUGACCAAAAAGUAUAAUACAGCUUUAAAUGACUCAAACACUGAAACAGAGGACAGUGAGUCUUUAUGUUGUAGAAGAAGUCCUUGCAGGGGAAAAAGUGCUUUCAAAAAACUACAUCAAAUAGACACUGAUGUGGAAGAGCCUAACACUGUGGAAUCGGCGUGCCAUAAACUAGACCAUAGGACUCUGGACGAAAACGGCAUACAGGGUGAAUUCACAACUGCUAGCCAGUCUAUGGGUAUGUAAUUGUAAAAAUAUGCCAAUUUUAAUUAACAAUUUGGAGGAUUCACAUCUGUUACUACUUGUGCAACUGUGCAAACUUCAUACUUUGAAAGUUUAGUAUGAGUCUGAAGUUCGAGUGCUUGCAAU